This is a messenger RNA of Oncorhynchus nerka (sockeye salmon), 1383 nucleotides long. RefSeq names its product solute carrier family 35 member F3. Lineage: Eukaryota; Metazoa; Chordata; Actinopteri; Salmoniformes; Salmonidae. The record is from RefSeq and is a predicted model, not a curated record.
AUGGCCAUGAAAAAACAAACAGCCAAAGUGUCUCCCUCGCCCAUCACUGGUCCUGCCGUCUUUCUGCUGCCCACUCCACAGGAGCAUGCUGAAAGACAGAGGGGACCUCAGCACGCGGCUGAAGAUGGGCAGGAUGGAGGGCAGGGUGGAGGGAAGGGUGGAGACCAGGCAGAAGAGUGUGUGGAGAAGAGAGAGGACAGUAAGAGCCGCUGUGCCCGCUGCCCGCUGAGAGCCAUGUGUCGAGCUGUGUGGGGGCUGGUCCUUGGGUGCUGUGUGGCCCUGGCGUGGGCAGUGGGCACACACAGUGCCAAGCAGUCUCUGGAGCAGCUCCAUGCCCCCUUCUUCACUAUUUGGUUCUGCAGUACAUGGAACCUCCUCCUCUUCCCCCUCUACUACCUGGGACACCUGCUAGGGGCAGAGCAGAGACAGUGGCCCACAGCCUGCUUCAGGCAGUGCAGUGGCUUCCUGGUGGAGGAGGACAUGACAGUGAGAGUGCUCCUGAAGGGUGCAGCACCGUUCUCCGUGCUGUGGAGUCUCUCAGGCUACCUGUACCUGCUGGCUCUUUGUCGCAUCUCAGCGGGAGACGCUAGCGCCAUUCUCUGCUGUAGCCAGGGCUUCAUCUUCCUCCUGUCCUGGAUUGGACUCAACGACCGGUUCAUGGGUGUACGGAUAGUGGCUGUAAUUCUCUCCAUCACAGGAAUCGUCAUGAUGGCGUAUGCUGAUGGUUUCCAUAGCGACUCAAUCACAGGGGUGGCCCUGGCAGUAGGCUCAGCUUCAACCACUGCCCUGUACAAGGUGUUGUUUAGAAAGCGAGUGGGAGAGGUGCAGCCGGGUACGGCCAGUGUUCUGCUGUCCUGUGUGGGGCUAUGCUGCUGUGUCCUCCACUCCUGGGUGUGUGUGAUACUCUACCUCACACAUGUGGAGUACUGGCCUCCAAUCCAGUACAUCCCCUGGGACGCAUUGUGCGUGAUGGCCUCCCAGCUCCUCGCUUUCAAUGUCUUGGUGAAUCUAGGAAGUGUGCUUGCCUCCCCCUCCCUUAUUUCUCUUGGAAUGUUACUGAGCAUCCCAGCUAAUUCAGCAGUGGAUUUCUAUGUUGCUGCAGCCCAGCUCAGCCAGGUCAGAGUGGCUGCAGCAGCUAUCAUCGGGGUGGGCUACCUCUUACUGCUGCUCCCUGGAGACUGGGAUGACAGUGUUGUCCACUGGAUAGAGGGUCUGUGGCAAGGAGGAUGGAAAGAGGACAGUGUGGUUGGAGAAGAUGGAGGAGCUGAUGGAGGAGAAAUUGCAAAGCCCAAGCCCAAACCAGCAGGCAUUGCUGCCCUAACAUGAUGCUCUUUGGUUUUACAUGACAGAACUUGGUGUCAAAAGUCUCUCAACCAAAACCAG